Molecule: messenger RNA, 1251 nt
Organism: Pieris macdunnoughi
Lineage: Eukaryota; Metazoa; Arthropoda; Insecta; Lepidoptera; Pieridae
Source: the annotation of a GenBank genome assembly
AUGGAUCAUAAUAAUACAAAGAAUGCUUCGGAAGGAAUAGCACCAAUGGGUAUUACAGCCUUAAAUGAAACAGUGCUAACCAAUCAACCAGAGUCAAGAUAUGAAUGUCCUGUAUGUUUGAAUUGGUUAAGAGACCCUGUGAUCACAACCUGUGGUCACAAAUUUUGUAAAAGCUGCAUCACUUCAUGGUUACAAAACAGUGGUCACUGUCCUAUUGACAAUAUAAAUCUCAGCAUGAAAGUGGAUAUAUUUCCUGAUAACUAUACAAAACGUGAAAUACAGGAGCAAAGGAUGUCCUGCCCAUUUGCGGGUAAAGGAUGUACAGUAAAAGUGACUCCAUUAGACUUAGAUGCACACAUAUCAACUUGUGAAUUCAAUCAGCCAGAGGCCUCUACACACCAUGAUGUUAGGAUACCAUGCUCUUUCAGUGCUGUCGGGUGCAAAGAAACAUUUGAUAACCAGGAGGCUGCUAACACACAUUUACAUAAUGAUAUAUUGAGUCAUAUGAGUCUUCUAAUGAACGCGUAUUCCAAAAUAAAAAUAGACAAUGACAUGUCAAACACAAGCAUAGACGCGAAGGAGCAGGAGGCUCUACUUUGGGAAGCACCAGAUAAGAAUGGGAACGAGGCCAGUACACCGCUUCCUAAUGACACCAGUGCUCUUAUAAGAGCCCUCUAUGAACGGGUGGUAGUACUAGAACAAAGAAAUCGCGAACAGGACAUAGUGAUAGCAAACAUUUCAAAACAACUCUCAGCCUUUGCUGUGGCAAAGAUGAAACAGAACAAUGAUAUGCUCCUCAGAUACUGUAUGGGCAAUUAUAUAUGGAAAGUGGACAAUUUCAAAGCACGAUUAGAAGCAAUGCUCAAGGACCAUAAUAAAAUGUUGUACAGCCCUGGAUUUUACACUUCUCCAAAUGGAUAUAGAUUCUGCGUCCGCCUAAACAUAUCCCCCCUCAACCCGCUCUGUUUCGCCCUCCACGUGCAUUUAAUGAAAACUGAGAACGACGAAUACCUGGACUGGCCUUUCAAUGGCAGAAUAUCCUUUUCCAUGAUCAAUCAAUAUGACUCCGAAUACACUCAAAGGGACACAAUGAUGUCGAACUCCUCUUUGGUAGCAUUCAGAAAACCCACUUCGGAGAUCUGUGUGAGGGGUUUUGGUUACAAUGAGUAUGCCGAAGUCAGCGAUGUGGUGAGGAACGGUUUUGUUAAGAACGACGUGCUUAUUAUCAGUGUUAGAAUCAAAUGUGUAUGA